GACUACCUCUCUCUCUCUCUCUCUCUCUCUCUCUCUCUCUGUCUCUGGCCUCGACGGUGACGCCGUAAUUGGCAUUGAGUUGGAGCAGCAGUAAUGACAACCAGAAUAUGCGUUGCGAUUCGAUCUUUUGAUAAACACCCCUUGGGACUUCCAGCUUGCGCGCGGAGGGUUCGGUUGCCUGACACACGAGUGUUAUAUACUGUGCUACGAUCGCCUCAUGUUGAUAAGAAAUCCAGAGAGCAGUUUCAUAUGAUAACCAAAAAGCAACUUCUGGUCAUAGACACAAAAGCAAAUGAGUUGCAGAAGAAGUUCUUUUGGUUGAAACGCCAGCGUAUACUUGGAGCUCAGUAUGAAAUUAUAUUCAAUACCAAGACCCGUUUGGAUAAGGGAAAGCUCCAGACUUUGCUUAAUAAGGAAACUGAAACGACUCCUACAGCAGAAUUGGGGUUGAAGUCUAUAAUUUCCAGUUGAAAAGGUGUCUCAUUGUACACACCAUCAAUUGUGUAGAAGUUGACGGCAAUGGUCAGAUUUAUCAUUGGAGAAGUCGUCAGUUUGCCUCAUAGAUCUAAUGAUGAUACCAAAGGAUUUCAGUCAUUUCAUGAGAAUUUAGUUGCAAGGAACAUUAAUUAUUAUAUGUUUGUAGACUUAGCGAAUGGGUGGUUAGUUUUUAUGUAAAACAACUUUUUUCGCUUCCAUGAAAUAAGGUAAGCAUCAGCAUUGCAAUAGCCUUGUCAGCCAGAGCGUUGAAAAUGAUGUCUGCAACUCAUAUUCACAUGUUAAAUUAAUUGUCAUACUAUGUGGUCAUGCCAAAGUUAGUAAGAAAGAGAUGAUGAACAAAUCAUGUGAUUGAAUUGAUUGUGAAUUUACGAUGCUCAUCCUAUCGUUGAUUACAUAUUAUUUACCA
Fragaria vesca subsp. vesca is the source of this 904-nucleotide messenger RNA. RefSeq names its product ribosomal protein S10, mitochondrial-like. The coding region runs from base 94 to 471 and encodes 125 amino acids. Lineage: Eukaryota; Viridiplantae; Streptophyta; Magnoliopsida; Rosales; Rosaceae. The transcript has 3 exons. The record is from RefSeq and is a predicted model, not a curated record.